Macrosteles quadrilineatus (aster leafhopper) is the source of this 1008-nucleotide messenger RNA. RefSeq lists its product as uncharacterized. The record is from RefSeq and is a predicted model, not a curated record. NCBI's taxonomy places the organism in Eukaryota, Metazoa, Arthropoda, Insecta, Hemiptera, Cicadellidae. Bases 1 to 1008 code for a protein of 335 amino acids. The transcript is spliced from 2 exons.
AUGGCUGCAGGCCACAUUCCAGAGUCGCUAAGUCACAUGAGUCAGAACAUGAGUCAGCGUCCUCCUCCACAGAAUAAAGAGCAGAGAAGAGGUCUAACAAUCGUACAACAAGAACCCAAUCGUAGUAACCACAGUCUGAGAAAAGCUCUAACAAUCGUACAACAAGAACCCAACCGUAGUAACCACAGUCUGAGAAAAGGUCUAACAAUCGUACAACAAGAACCCAACCGUAGUAACCACAGUCUGAGAAAAGGUCUAACAAUCGUACAACAACCCAAUCGUAGUAACCACAGUCUGAGAAAAGGUCUAACAAUCGUACAACAAGAACCCAAUCGUAGUAACCACAGUCUAAGAAAAGGUCUAACAAUCGUACAACAAGAACCCAAUCGUAGUAACCACAGUCUAAGAAAAGGUCUAACAAUCGUACAACAAGAACCCAACCGUAGUAACCACAGUCUGAGAAAAGGUCUAACAAUCGUACAACAAGAACCCAAUCGUAGUAACCACAGUCUGAGAAAAGGUCUAACAAUCGUACAACAACCCAAUCGUAGUAACCACAGUCUAAGAAAAGGUCUAACAAUCGUACAACAAGAACCCAAUCGUAGUAACCACAGUCUAAGAAAAGGUCUAACAAUCGUACAACAAGAACCCAAUCGUAGUAACCACAGUCUAAGAAAAGGUCUAACAAUCGUACAACAAGAACCCAAUCGUAGUAACCACAGUCUGAGAAAAGGUCUAACAAUCGUACAACAAGAACCCAACCGUAGUAACCACAGUCUGAGAAAAGGUCUAACAAUCGUACAACAACCCAAUCGUAGUAACCACAGUCUGAGAAAAGGUCUAACAAUCGUACAACAAGAACCCAACCGUAGUAACCACAGUCUGAGAAAAGGUCUAACAAUCGUACAACAACCCAAUCGUAGUAACCACAGUCUGAGGAAAGGUCUAAUAAUCGUACAACAAGAACCCAAUCGUAGUAACCACAGUCUGAGAAAAGGUCUAACAUGA